Messenger RNA from Anoplopoma fimbria (sablefish), 3223 nucleotides. RefSeq names its product deubiquitinase DESI2. Gene Ontology annotation, biological process: protein deubiquitination. Gene Ontology annotation, molecular function: deubiquitinase activity. The transcript has 5 exons. The coding region runs from base 186 to 821 and encodes 211 amino acids. NCBI's taxonomy places the organism in Eukaryota, Metazoa, Chordata, Actinopteri, Perciformes, Anoplopomatidae. The record is from RefSeq and is a predicted model, not a curated record.
GUGCAGAACAUCUCUCCUCCCAGCAGAGCGCGUUCCCCGGCUCGACCUCGGUAGCUGAUCCGGGCGGAGAGGCUCGUCUGUCGGCUGCAGCUGCUCCGUGUGGGGGGGGGGCUCCGGAGGAAGGAGGGAGGAAGACCCUGCAGAGAAGAAGAGGCUUAACGGGGGAGGACAGCCGGGUGCGAGGGAUGGCAAACGAGCCGGUCAUCCUGAACGUGUAUGAUAUGUACUGGAUCAAUGAGUUCACCAGCACUCUGGGCAUCGGAGUCUUUCACUCAGGGAUCGAGAUCUAUGGAAGAGAGUUUGCCUACGGCGGACACCCGUACCCAUUCUCAGGGAUCUUUGAGAUUACACCCGGCGAUGCAACCGAACUCGGCGAGACAUUUAAGUUCAAAGAAGCCAUCGUCUUGGGCAGCACAGACUUCACGGAGGAGGACGUGGAGCGGAUCGUGGAGGAGAUGGGGAAGGAGUACAAAGGCAACGCCUACCACCUCAUGCACAAGAACUGCAAUCACUUCUCCUCGGCACUGUCAGAGAUCCUGUGUGGGAGGGAGAUCCCUCGCUGGGUCAACCGCCUGGCCUACUUCAGCUCCUGCGUGCCGUUCCUCCAGAGCUGCCUGCCCAAAGAGUGGCUGACCCCGGCCGCCCUGCAGUCCAGCGUCAGCCAGGAGCUCCAUGGAGGAGGAGGAGUGGGGGAGCUGGAGGAGGCGGAGGACGCCGCUGCCUCGGCCUCCCUGGCCUCCAUGUCGCCCUGCUCCCCAGCAUCAUCCUCCUCCAGCCCCUCCUCUUUGCCUCGUCAUUCCCGCCUCCAGCCCCGCCGGUAGACGCUGCUGGGAGACCUGCAUGAAGCCCGUCAGUCACGUGAUCCGGAGCCGUGGAGGCCACAAAGGCGGGUCCAGCUCUCUGGACAUCCGGACCGCCUCCCUUCAUGCCGGUCUCAUUACUUUUAGACCGGAAGCCGAAGUGUCUCACAUUAACCAGCCCACGUCCAGAUGUUUCCAGCGGUUAGUCGCUGGAUGGUGCUACUCCCCAGUCUGUUUGUUGUGGUGGAGACCAGCGAGACGGCGGUCUGACCUUCAAACCACCGGAUUUCAUUUGAGUCAUCAAAACCAUCAAACAAGCACUUUUGAUAAAGAAAACGACAGACGGAUCAGACAGGAAAUACAGAGUUAUUAUUUCAGACUUUCACUUUUUCUUUCUUGUGAAAUCCUGGAUGGUUGGACCUCUUCAGGCUGUUUGACGCAGCGUUCCAGAGGCAAUGCAGCUCACAGUCCUCGUUGUUCCCGCUGCACCUGAAGGGCUCUUUACAUACUGAACAUCCCAACAAGGUGGUGGACAUUCAAAGAUCCACUCAGACGUUGCAUUUUCCAUCUGAAGAGAAACAGUUUUUUCUAUCAUUCUGGUUUUUAAACUCCCAGUGGCUCAGCUCUGGUUUCAUGUGGUCUGCGGUCCGGUAAACAUUCACACUGCAGCCAUGUGGAAUGUGUGAGCUCUGCCUCAACAUGCUGUUUGUGCAUCCGGACCUCAGACUUUUAUUGUGAAAACCUCACUUCUCCUCAAAGUCCACACAGACACAAAUAAACUGAUCCAGAGCCAGCCGGUCGUUUUUACGUUUCUUUUCCUCCUUUUUUUAUUUUUUAUCAGCUCCGCCUGAUUUAAGAAAAAUUCAACUCGCUUGAAGCCAAUUUAAAAAAAAAAAAAAAAAAAAGUUUUUAUGAAAAUUAUGAAAAAACAACAGUUAUUUAUUCACCAGUAAUGUUUGAGUUAGAGAAGCCUUUUUGUUACCAGAAAUAAAAGACAGUAACUUAUUUCUCAGUAGCAACCGCCAAGGUGCCUUUGAGCAAAGGUACUAGAACCCUACAAGUGUCCCAGUGGCCGCCAGUAGAACACUGUGGUCGUACUGGUGUGUUCACGUCUCUUUACACCUACAAAUAAAUCCAAGGUUGAAGUUUACAUGAAGGACGUGAUGAUGGCCUGAAAGCGUGUCCUUCCUAACAGCCGAUGCUCUUUGGAGUUCAUCUGGAGCAUUUUCAGGUUUUCAUUUCAGCCGUUUCUUCAUUUAAUGUUUGAAAAGUCCUCACGUUCUAUCAUCUUCAAAAAGUACAACUUCACACUUCACAAGGAGAUGCUGCUUUUUCCUCUAGCGUGUUUCUGUCAUACGGGGUUUAUGUUUGAUCAACUCAGGACUCCUAAAGCUCUUUUUUAUGUUUCUGUUCCUUUUUUUCUGAUGCAGUUGUCACUCCAGAGAGCUUUUUCACAAACGUGCAGUUUUAUACUCCUCUCUUUGAUAAAAAAAACAACAGAGCUUUUGUUUACAACCUCUGUGUGUGUGUGUGUGUGUGUGUGUGUGUGUGUGUGUGUGUGUGUGUGUGUGUGUGUGUGUGUGUGUGUGUGUGUGUGUGUGUGUGUGUGUGUGUGUGUGUGUGUGUGUGUGCACUUGUACAAAAAAUAUUUGGUAUGAACAAGCUGCCAACGGGGCCAAAUGUCCCCUCAUCCACCACACUGAGACUUUCUGCAGGACACCGAGCUUAAUGAGUUUAAUAUUUAGAAUAUUUAGAAUAUUUUCAGCGACAUUAUUUCGUUUCUGAUUUUAACUACCGCUAAAAUAAAAAGGUUAUCUUCAGGACUCUGUUUUCUAACAAAUGAAGGAGACAGAGACGGUGUUAAAGCAAAGCCUGACAUUCCUCAUGAGACUCAGAGGAUCACAUGUGAUUCUGACUCAAAGGUGUGUCAUGAACUUCAUUUGAAUUGUGACUUUCUUUCAGAGAAGGUAAACUUUCUUUUUAAAGCUCGGACACACUGCUGGUGUCGGCGCCCUCCGCUGGCCGUUUUCUGUACUGUUCCUCAGACGCUGAGGUUUCCCCUCAACCUUCACAGCUUCACAUGGUUUACUUGUGUCUGCUGACAAAUGAUGGACAUCUCACUGAUCCUCCAGCAGCUUCCAAACGCUGCUGCUUUCAUGUUCACAUCUCCAUCAUUUCAAUCACCACGACUGAGGCCAAAGAUUGAUUCAACCUCAGUGUUCACUCUCAUUGGAGUGUCAUCACACGUGUCCCGACUCUUUAGCUGAGCCCUCGUCCUUUGAUUAAAGCUAGUUGUGUCCUUAUAAACAGUAAACGUCCUGUUUGUGAGCUCUGAAUGCAGAGGGAAACCUCACUGAUUCAAACGUCCUUGUUUUACAGUGAACUUCCACGAAGCCUUCAGAGGAGUGGAGCCCAUUUGUACC